CUCCUGAGGAGAACACUGAAAACUCGACGAAGCGGAAAAUGACGCUGUCAAUGGUGGAAAAUACAAAUUCCGCGGAAAGUAUCCGGAAAUUUAUAUUUGGCCGGGAUUCUCAUCUCUGUGAGAGCGAAGAAGUCCCUGACAGUGUUGAAAUCCUCAUUCCUGAGCUACUUCAAGCUUCCUAUUCCUCUUACACUUGGCCUUGCGCCCCCAUUCUCGGACUCUUCCUCUGGCAACGCCGAGCAUCUCUUGCCAAGAAGAGAAUUCUCGAAUUGGGAUCAGGAACAUCUCUUCCUGGUAUCUUAGCGGCCAAGUGUGGUGCCCAAGUAACCCUCACAGAUCACACAAUCCUCCCCAAGACCCUUAGUCACAUCAAAAGGUGCUGCCUGCUGAAUAAUCUCACUCCCGGAGUAGACGUAGCUGUAACCGGGCUCUCGUGGGGCCUCCUCCUGAACAGUGUCUUCAACUUGGGACCCAUUGACCUGAUAAUCGGUUCAGAUAUCUUCUACGAUCCCAGCGUUUUUGAGGACAUUUUGGUGACUGUCGCCUUUCUUCUGGAACAAAAUCCAGGCGCUAAAUUCCUCUUCACCUACCAAGAAAGAAGCGCAGACUGGUCCAUCGAAGAUCUCCUGAAGAAGUGGAAUCUCAAAGCAGCCAACGUCAGCUUGAGUGGAAUCAGUGCAGGACUCGAUAUCAGCCUGAGACGCUUAAUGGGCGGUCAUACAAUUCACCUGCUAGAGAUCACGCUAAACUAACUAAAUCAAAAUAUGUCAGGAGUAUCGCUAAUCAGAAGCCUGCAUCGGGUUUUCGUGGGAAAUCUCCCUUGGACAGCUUCCGGAAAGGAUCUAAAAAUGUACUUCUCGAAAUUCGGGCAUGUCGCAUCGACUUCUGUGAUCUUUGACAAGAACACCGGACUCUCCAAGGGCUACGGCUUCGUGGAAUUCAGCACUCAGGACGGAUUGAUUGACUCCACCAACAAUCAAGUCCACUUCCUCGAAGGCAGAGUCCUCACAGUUCAAAAAGCCCGCAAUAUCGACUGAAUCUUCUUGUCCAGAAAAAAAAACCUUGAAACUCAACAAAUUCCUCCCAGUCCGACCCCAAGGAUUAUGCAACAGAAAUAGAGACGAAAAAUAUUUCGAGAUAAAACGCCAGCCACAAUUUUUCUGUGAAUAAUGUUAAAUUUAUGCCUCUACAAAUUACACAAAUAGUAAAAAUAAUUAUCAAUUAGAAAUAUACAAAAAAUUAUCGUAGUUUCAA
This is a messenger RNA of Phlebotomus papatasi, 1254 nucleotides long. Its product is annotated as histone-arginine methyltransferase METTL23. The transcript is spliced from 2 exons. NCBI's taxonomy places the organism in Eukaryota, Metazoa, Arthropoda, Insecta, Diptera, Psychodidae. Gene Ontology annotation, cellular component: cytoplasm; nucleus. The record is from RefSeq and is a predicted model, not a curated record. Bases 39 to 752 code for a protein of 237 amino acids.